AUGAUGGGACGCCUCCUUCUCAUCGGCGCGCUGCUGGCGCCCGUCGCCGCCGCCGCCGACGUCGCCGCGGCGCUCAAGAGCACCUGCGAGGGCGUCGCGACGAAGUACGACGUGUCCUGCUCCAUGGCCCUCUACGGCCGGUCCGGCGGUACGACGCUCGACGCGACGGCCUCGGCGGGCUUCAUCGACGGCGGCCUCGGCCUCGGCACGAAGGCCGUGCCGGCCUCCGACGACGACGUUUAUGUCUACGGGUCAAUCACAAAAAUGUUCACGGCGAGCGCCAUCUACCAGCUCGCGGAGAGGGGCGCGCUCGGCCUCGACGACUCGCUCGCGUACCACGUCGACGCCAUGCUCCCGGGAACGGCGACCCUCGCCACGGCCGUCCUCGUCAACGACACGGCGCGCGCCGGCACGAUCACGCUGCGCCACGCGCUCCACAUGAAGUCCGGCAUCUCCGACUACGACGGCGAAAAGUACGCGUACGAACAGUUUGCGAACCGGAGCCGCGACUUCUCGCCGCUCGACAUCCUGCUGGGCGGCUUCGUGAAUGGGAGCCUGGAAUUCACGCCGGGCAAGUACCAGGACUACUCGUCCACGAACUACAUCCUGCUCGGCUUGGUCGCGGCGCGGUACGACGCGCCCGACGUCAAAGAUCCCUACGCGGCGUGGAAGGCCUUCGACCAGGCCGCCGCGGCCAAGGGCACGCUCUCCAAGGCGUCGAAGUUCGUCGACGCGGGCCCCUGCGACGCGUUCACGCCCGUCAAGGGCUUCAUGGAGCAGCGCCGGGGCCCCACGAUCGAGGUCUCGGACGUCUCCUGCGUCGGCGGGUGGUCCGCGGGCAACCUCGUGGGCCCGGUCCGCGACGUCGCCAAGUUCACGCAGGCGCUCUACGGCCUCGAGGGCAUCGUCACGAACGCGUCGCUGGCCGACAUGACCUACUGGGGCGACGCCCGCUUCGCCUGGUACGGCGCGGGCACCUUCGACCUCGCGUUCUCCGUCGGCGGAAACGUCAGGGCCGUGGGCCACGUCGGCGACACCUACGGCUACCAGUCCCAGGCGACCUACUUCCCGGACUACGGCUUCACGCUGGCCGUCGCGACGAACGCGGAGAUGGAGGCCCAGGCGCAGCCGGGCGACGCGACGUGCGUCGGCUUCCACGCCGUCCUCGCCGCGCUCGGCCUCGGGCCGCGGCUCGAGUGCGCCUUCGUCGUGCCCCGGGGCCGCCGCUUCAUGGGCACCUGCGAGUGCAAGAACGCGACGGCGCUCCCCGGCAUGGGCAGCUUGGAGCGGCCCGUCUGCGUGCUGCUGGCCCUCGCCGCGGGCUGCGGCACGGCCGUGCAAUCCGUGGUCAACUUCUCGCUGUCCCAGCACGUCCUGGGCGAUGAAUUGCAGCGCAAGUUCGUGGCCGGCUUCGUCUCGUUCGCCGGUGGCGCAUGCCUCAUGGUCGUCUGCAACGCGGCGCUCGCGGCGUACCGCCAUGUCCAGCACCGGCGCGACCCGCUGCGCCACCGCGACGAGUGCCGCGCGCCGCGGCGCUGCUGGCACUGCUGCGGCGGGCUCCUCGGUAGCACGGGCAUGACGCUGCUCCUCGUCGCCAACGGCCGCGUCGGCUACGCGCUGCCGAGCGUCGCGCGGCUGACGGCGCUGCUGCUUUUUUCCGCCAUUUUCGACCACGUCGGCGCCUUCGGCGCCUCCUUGCGGCGGCUCACGGCGCGGCGCGGCGGGCUGCUGGCGCUCGCGACGGCCGGCGCCUCGGUCGCCGUGACCUUCGACGGCGCGGCCGCGGCGGCCGUGGACGAAAAGGCGGUCCUCGCGACCGCGGGCGCGGCGGCGCUCGGCUUCGCCGCGGGAUCGCUGACGCCCGUGCAGGCGUCGGCGAACCGGCUCCUCGCGGAGCGGCUCGGCGCGAAGAUCCGGGGCACGCUCGUGCACGCUCGCCGCCGCGUCAUCGGCCUCGCGACGUCGUUCACGCUUCAGAUCGUCUCGAACAUCGCCUGCAGCCUCGUCCUCGACGCCUACGGCGUCGGCCUCGACGACCCGCGGCGGCCCGCGCCGCUCCAGGUCGCCGGCGUGGGCCUCGCGCUCCUCGCGGCCGCCGCGCUCGCCCGCGACAAGCGACCGGCGGCGCCGACGCACGCGCCGCUGCCCCAGGAGGAGAGCCCGGACGCCGUCGAGCUCGCGGCGCUCGAACGGAGGACGCACUCGGGCACGGGCGGCAGGGCCCGCCGCGACGACGGCGGCCGCGACGACCGCGCCGUCGCCGGGCCCCGCGACCGCGCGGACGACGGGGGUCGCGACCGGCCGCUGCUCGGCCGCGCGGAGCUGAGCACCGCGGGCGUCGGCGGCCGCUGGAACAGCUUCGUCGCGGACGGCACGCGCCGGAACUCCUGGCCGUCGCGCCCGCGGAAGGACGCGCCCAUGGGGUUCUCGCGCCGCUGCGUGCCGCUGCCCGGCCGCGGCGGCCGGUGCCGCUUCGCCGUGAACUUCAUGCCCGCCGUGACGCCCGCGGGCAGCUCCGUGGAGAAGCGCGCGCCGCUCUCGUCGCGGAAGAGCAGCUGCUGCCCGGGCUUCGCGCCGCGCGGGCAGAUGAGCGGCGCCGGGCCCGACCAGCCCAUCUUCUUCCGCGACCGCGGCGAGAAGUGCAAGACCGUCGUCCCGCGGAACGUGCGGCCCGGCCAGCGCUUCAAAGUGAAGCGGAGCGAGUGCCUCCUCCGCAAAAAGGAGCGGCCGAGGACCGCGCAGGCCGCGCUCAGAACACGGCGGCCCGCCGGCGUGCCCGAGCUGAAGACGACGGAGAUGGACGCGCACGCCAAGUCGACGCAGGCCAUGAUGGACCUCAUGAUGCCGCGGUCGCUCCGCCGGUCCGUGUCGCGUCCCGAGAUCACGCCGGCGGACCGCGCGCUCAUCACGGCCUACCAGGCGCGCCAGCGCGCGGGCAAGUGCCAGGACGAGGGCUUCUGGAAGCAGCAGGGCUUCCGCGCCGCCGGCGACCCCGACGCGUUGACGGCCGAGAAGAAGAAGGACUACGGCUACGGCGCGCCCAAGUGGUCGCCCUACUACCGCCAGCUCGAGCCCGACAAGGUCCGGUCCAAGGAGGCCCAGGAGCGCUCCACCAAGGCCUUGGGCGAUCAGGCCUGGUGGGAGCAGUACGGCUUCAAGGGCUCCAUGUCCGAGGAGAAGAAGCGCGACUACGGCAACGGCGUGCCCGGCUGGAGCCCCUACCACCGCUCCGACGAGCUCAAGCCCGGCGAGAAGCCGGGCGAGAAGACGGGCCUGCCCGCCGACGCCUUCUGGUUCCAGCAGUGGGGCUUCCGCACCGGCGCCGUCUCCGAGGAGAAGCGCCGCGACUACGGCUACGGCGUGCCCAUGUGGUCGCCCUACUACCGGUCCAACAAGCCCCCGCGGAGCGCGCCGAGCGCGCCCAAGUGA
This is a messenger RNA of Aureococcus anophagefferens, 3429 nucleotides long. RefSeq lists its product as hypothetical. The transcript has 7 exons. NCBI's taxonomy places the organism in Eukaryota, Pelagophyceae, Pelagomonadales, Pelagomonadaceae. The record is from RefSeq and is a predicted model, not a curated record. Bases 1 to 3429 code for a protein of 1142 amino acids.